This is a messenger RNA of Engraulis encrasicolus (European anchovy), 901 nucleotides long. It is a transcript of the gene gpx8, whose product is annotated as glutathione peroxidase 8 (putative). Lineage: Eukaryota; Metazoa; Chordata; Actinopteri; Clupeiformes; Engraulidae. The record is from RefSeq and is a predicted model, not a curated record. Gene Ontology annotation, biological process: response to oxidative stress. The transcript is spliced from 3 exons. Gene Ontology annotation, molecular function: glutathione peroxidase activity. Bases 1 to 633 code for a protein of 210 amino acids.
AUGGAGGCUCUGGGGGGAUACCGCACCAAGUCCUCGGCCUGGAAGGAGAGAACUCUGAAGAUACUCAUCAGUUUAGCGGUCUGCAUAGGCGGGCUGUAUCUGGUCCAGAACAAACUCAUCAGGAAAUCCAAACCUGUAGACUUUUACACGUUUGAAGUCCUGGACGCCAAAGGGAGGACGGUGUCGUUGGAGAAGUACAGAGGCAAAGUUUCUCUGGUUGUAAACGUGGCGAGCCACUGCGAGUUGACCGAGAGGAACUACCGUAGCCUGCAGGAGCUGCAUCGCGAGCUCGGGACGUCCCACUUCAACGUGCUCGCGUUUCCCUGCUCGCAGUUCGGUAAAACGGAGCAGGGGGAGAGCCGCGAUAUUGAGGCCUGGACCAAAUCCGUCUACGGAACCACAUUCCCCUUCUUUAGCAAAGUCAAGCUCAUGGGUUCGGAGGCCACACCGGCUUUCAAAUUCCUCACAGAUUCGGUGCAGAAGGUUCCCAAGUGGAACUUCUGGAAGUUCCUGGUUGACCCGGAUGGGAGGGUGGUGAGGUUCUGGAAGGCGGAGGAACCUUUCGACCAGAUACGACAGGAAGUUGCAUCACAAGUGCGACAGAUCAUUCUGAAGAAGAGGCAGGAGCUCUGAGGAGAAGACACAUUCAGACCUGCCUUUGUGUGUGUGUGUGUGUGUGUGUGUGUGUGUGUGUGUGUGUGUGUGUGUGUGUGUGUGUGUGUGUGUGUGUGUGUAGGGUACAUGAAUCCAGCAGGUGCUCUGAGGAGAACAUCCUGACCUGUACCGCCCUCUAAAGGGAAAGUGAUGUAACUACACCAAGACUAAAACCUGAGAGAAAUGCAUUCAGAGCUAUGGGGCCUGGUGUGAGGUUGAAUAUUGUAGUCACUACAAAUAUGACACA